Penicillium roqueforti is the source of this 333-nucleotide messenger RNA. Its product is annotated as hydrophobin family protein. Gene Ontology annotation, molecular function: structural constituent of cell wall. The coding region runs from base 1 to 333 and encodes 110 amino acids. NCBI's taxonomy places the organism in Eukaryota, Fungi, Ascomycota, Eurotiomycetes, Eurotiales, Aspergillaceae. Gene Ontology annotation, cellular component: fungal-type cell wall. The transcript has 3 exons. The record is from RefSeq and is a predicted model, not a curated record.
AUGAGACUCUCUAUCUUCUCCGUCCUUUCUCUCGCUGGCGCCGGCAUGGUGUCCGCCCUCCCUCAGGAGUCCAGCCUCUCCGUGAAGCGCUCUGAUACUUCUGAAUGUGUCGGUCCCCUCCUCUGCUGUGGAACUCUCACCACUCCUCUCGACCCCCUUGUCGACCCCCUCUUGUUGACUCUUGGCAUUGAUGCUGCCAACAUCGUUGGAUCCAUUGGUCUUCUCUGCCACGGGUACGAGGCAUCCAGCUGUGAUACCAAGCCCCAGUGCUGCACCGAGGCUAACCUCCUGGGUGGCACCCUCGCCCUCGGAUGUGCGGAUCUGAAGGAAUAG